CUCACGAGCUACCGGAUGGGCGCGUUUUGCAACCGCCCACUCCGUAUCAUGCCGCGGCGAACCAAGGAGGACUAUAAAUCGAAGUGGAAGCGCUUCAUCUGCUACAUCUUCCAGGUCAUUACGCUAGAACCGCGGCAACGCCGGCAGAUAUAUAACGUGCCGUUACGCGCAGAUGACAUCAAGAUGAUGCGCUAUAUCUUAGGCCUCAGCGACAACGAGAGCGACAAUGAUGAGGAAGAAGAGGACGAAGAUAAUGAAGAUACUGAUGGCGAUGACGACAAAGACCGCUCACAGGACGAAGGCGAACAGGAAGACGACAAGAAGGAUCACAGCUCGGCUCAGUCUACUUUCCGCCCUCAUAAAGACGGGAUAAUGGCCUCGUCGACAAUAAUAUAUUUCACGGCGGUUAUGGGAGUCCACCGUUCCUCUCUAGCGUACCGUGACGCAUAUAACUCGACACCGGAUCUCGCAGCCCUCAUAUGGGUAGGGCGCCUAUUCUUCCUCGAGUAUAGCCUGCCGCUAUAUAGCUACGACACCCUCGCGUAUGUCUGGCCGGCCCGACGCACUUACCCAUCGCAGCCAGAACGUCUUGAGGCAAUCCGGGUAAAGUACAUGCUAAGAGGUUGUCAUUCCCCUCUUAGCGAGCUAGUCGAGCUAAAGGCUUUCGGAAAAAGCAUUAUUAGACAGGAAGGUCCUCGGGGUAACUUAACUUGGGCUCUAGACGGCCGCUCGUUCACGAUCGGUGACAACAAGGUAGUACGGCUAUCCAAGUUCUGCGCCACCUACCAAGCCGCAAUUGCACAAGAGCCUAUGGUCGACCUCUCCACGAUCCGCGACGACCUAACCUGCCGGCAGCCGGGCUGGUGCUUCCUCGAUAAACCGGAGAAUAACCUAGCGGGCACCUACAAGGCGAUGGCACGCCGCGCGUGGUCUUCCUCCUUCCGCGGCCAGGCCCUUGCUAAGGCAGGCCACUGGUUGCCCGGCCCGUGCCUGGCAUACCUGGGAGCGGGCGUGGAGCUUACCACGAUGGGCUUCUCCGCGUCCCACGUAACGGCGGGACUACCUGGCCGGGGCACCGAGACGACGAGUAUCCGGUUUCGAAACACAAAAUUAGCCAUCAGGAAUGUCUUCAUCCGCGAGGGACGGGUUAUCGUUAUCAUUAGCUACAACAAAGCUCGCGCCUUAAAUAACCACGUCUUUUAUGUCGUGUGCUACCUUCCGGAUGACCUAGACUCCUCUAUAUUCCUCUACCUGGCUUAUAUCCGGCUAUUCCUCGACUUCCUAGCGAACCAGCUCGAGCUACUGCAGUACUAUAGCAACGAGUUCCUCUUUCCGGACCCGAAGUAUAAGAAGAGGAGCCUAACCCAGGAUCUACAGACGCCGUAG
Molecule: messenger RNA, 1386 nt
Organism: Ilyonectria robusta
Lineage: Eukaryota; Fungi; Ascomycota; Sordariomycetes; Hypocreales; Nectriaceae
Exons: 5
Source: RefSeq, a predicted model, not a curated record